AUGCUUCAAUCAAUGGUCAACAUUGCAGACCAAUCCGGCGCAGUCAAGAGGGAGCUUUCGUCCCCCUUGAACUCGGCUCUUGCUUCAGCCACCUCGUCCACUUCGAUUUCCCCGGACGCCGAUAACGAGAGUGGCAAUCGGUACACCUCGCCUCCGAAAGACGACUCCAGACCUAGUCCAUCCCAGAUCUCCUCUAUUUUCAGUGUUGCUGCCCAUGAUGGUUCUCCGUCUCUUCCGGACAAGGAGGAGCACCAUUCGGUAUCAUUUGUGACUCAAACCAAUGGCAAGCACAGGAAGAAGAGCUGGAAAAAAACGGUGGCCGAGGAACAUAAAUCUCUCAUCUCUACGUCAUCUCCUGAAGGAAUUGCAGCUGCCUCCCAAAUCACGCCGAACAGAAUUGCCAAUAUCUUGCUCAGAGAGGGACCGUUGCCAAUCAGGCACUUGACUGCACAUUUGGUGUCUCAGAUCCCAGCAUUUGGUCAUCUCUCGCUAUCCAAACAAAGACGUUUGAUUAUGGCCGCCUUGGAAAUGGGAGACUUGCAAACUGGCUGUGUGUUCGAGAAAAUCGGUUGGGGCCAGUGGGAAGCAAGGAAAGCUUCUGACGACCAGAUCAACCAGCGAAAUACGCAAGCAUCCACUGGAAACAGAGAUAGGUCGCCUGAAAGUCCUCCUGAGACUCACGGCUCUACUAGAGCCAGACGGAAAGAAAAAAGAGGAAGUAAUUCUGCCUUAAGCGUGUCGCCAAAAGCCAGGGGACUUGGUGCUAACUAUAGACGAGAGUCAAUCACAAACUCAGCGACAGAUUUACACAACACUAAGGUUCCUAUAUCGCCAAAUCUCAGACCUCUACAGAGUUUACGAAAUUCAUUCAAAGAACGGAAAUACUCCUUGGACGAGGCUAUCGAGUCCUCUUCCUCUGAUGAUGAUGAUGAUGAUGAUUUGAAUUUGGUUCACUCGCAAGAAGAUGAUGACGACGGCAUGUUUACGUUUGAAGGAGACAAUGGAUCCCAAAAAGCUAAGCACAUUCUCCGCACGUCUUCGUUGUCGUCCACAAACAGGCAUCCGUCUUUUGCGGGCAUCGCGAAACCGAGAAAACCGCGCUCUUCCUUCACAAGUCAGUCAAUCGAGGCUGUUUUUGAUGAAAAUAGCAACCUCGAUUCUGCGUCCAUGCCAGAUGGAUUGAUAUCCAAGAGACGCCCGAGAGUGUCUUUUUCGAACUCCUCCAGUGUGACACGACAAUCCUUUUUACGUACGAACAUAUCUCCUUCGAACGGUCCAGUCAUGCUACAUGACCAAAAUAGCACUGUGACGCUCAAUACUGUGUCAUCCAUGGAGAAUCUCCAUGAGCAGGAACCUAAUGAUUUGGAAAACUACACAGAUGAGGAAGACUGGGAAGCUAUGGGACCUGCCACGCUUAGGAAAAAUAACAUGUCUGCAGUGACGGUACCCGCUUCCAACGUUGCAGUGGAACACAAUUCACCGAGACCAGUAUCUGUCAAAAUGGUCAAACCAGAUAUGUCGAGUCCAUUGAGACCAGCGUUAGCGACGCAGAGCGAUGAGGAGAUAGCUGCGAUAGCUCUCAUGGAUUUGAAGUCUGUUUGA
This is a messenger RNA of Ogataea haglerorum, 1602 nucleotides long. RefSeq lists its product as uncharacterized. Gene Ontology annotation, biological process: positive regulation of transcription from RNA polymerase II promoter by glucose. Gene Ontology annotation, cellular component: nucleus. Gene Ontology annotation, molecular function: sequence-specific DNA binding. The transcript has a single exon. The coding region runs from base 1 to 1602 and encodes 533 amino acids. The record is from RefSeq and is a predicted model, not a curated record. Lineage: Eukaryota; Fungi; Ascomycota; Pichiomycetes; Pichiales; Pichiaceae.